Trypanosoma theileri is the source of this 1803-nucleotide messenger RNA. RefSeq lists its product as uncharacterized. The transcript has a single exon. Gene Ontology annotation, molecular function: transmembrane transporter activity. The record is from RefSeq and is a predicted model, not a curated record. The coding region runs from base 1 to 1803 and encodes 600 amino acids. NCBI's taxonomy places the organism in Eukaryota, Euglenozoa, Kinetoplastea, Trypanosomatida, Trypanosomatidae. Gene Ontology annotation, cellular component: membrane. Gene Ontology annotation, biological process: transmembrane transport.
AUGGUGCUCGGGUUUAAUGACCGUAUUACGGUCCCCGCGUCGGUCAGUGAACCACAACGCUUUGGUUUCGUUGUUGUUGGCAUGUUUUGUUCUCUUGCAGCUGGUGCCCUUUAUGCGUUCUCGCUGAUAUCGGACAAGAUGGACAGUGAAUACGGAUUUUCGCAGAAUGACAUCACCACAGUCUCUACUGUUGGUCUGGUGUUUGGCUAUUUCACAUUGCCAUUUGGUUUCAUUUACGAUUACAUUGGUCCAAAGCCUCUUUUUGUUAUCGCUGUUGUUACCUUCUCAGUUGGUACUAUACUGUUUGCAUUGACGUUCCAGGAUACCAUUGGGCACAGCGUGGCAAGUCUCUCCUUAAUAAAUGCCAUCAUGAAUAUUGGUUCGGCUUUGUUUGACAUGGGCUCCAUCCUGUCGAUCCUCAGUUGGUUUCCUGUUGACCGCGGCCUUCUUGUGGCGGCGGCGAAGACGAUGACAGGAUUGGCGGGCGCUGUGAUUGCAACAAUAUACAACACAUACUUCUCUGGUAAUCACUCCGCAUACAUGUACUUUCUUCUGGGAAUGGUGUUCGUUAUUGGUGUUGUUUGUUUUGUGUAUAUUCAGAUACCACCAUACCACAUGACUGGGUACCGGCUGAAGCACUACACUGAGGAGGAGCACGAUCUGGCGCGUCGCGUGGAGCACCUUUACCUGACGACAAAGGCCCCACGAUGGCGUUUUAUCUACAUCUUUGUGAUUGUGAUAAGUUUGCUUAUUGUUAUUACUACUCAGAGCAUUGUUUUUGUGUUUAUGGGAGAUGAUGUCACUUUUGCCCAGCGCAACCCUCCAGCAAUCAUUAUGAUUGUGUUGUACUUCUCGCUUUGUGUUGCUAUUGUGCCAUGUCCGUGGCUGGAUAAAGUGACUGCCGUGAAAGAUAAAGCUACGGCUGAGAGACAAAGCAGUGUGGAGCCCGCUGAAGAGGGUAAUGAGAGCGAGGGAGGCAAUUUCCCUGCGCAACAGGGGAAGGGUGUGGAGGAAGGUGCCCAAGAGGAACAGUUGGUUUCCAAUGAUGAUAAGAACUUCCCGCAAUACCCCACUGGCUUUUUCUACAACGUCCUCCACAACGUGCCACUCUGGUGCCUCUGUUUUAACGCUAUUGUUUAUUCAGGGGGUCUGUUUACCAUUUCUUUUAAUGCCCGGCAAAUUUUCGUUGCUAUUUCUGAAGACCCAACUGAAAUUCGACUCCCCAGUCUGUACGUUGCGAUACUGAGUGUGGGCAGUGCUCUGGGUCGCCUUGGUGUGAGUUUCUUUGAGGCAUGGAAUGCAAGCCGGCCACUGGAAAAACGUAUUCCAAUUAUCAUCGCCUAUUGUGCACCGUCUUGCUUUCUUUGUCUGUCGUCAAUAUUAUUUCUCGUUGUACCGACUAAGGUAUUACUUCUCCCAAUGGUUCUUGGUGGAUUGGCCACUGGGUCGUACGCAGCUGCACUUGUGUUAACUGUACGGACGAUUUACAGCAUUGAUGUGGCUAAGCAUUACAACAGCAUCUUCCUCUUUGAUCUAAUUGGUGCUGUGAUCUGUAACCGUUUUAUGUUUGGCGAAUUGAUGACAAAGCACUCCUUCACCGAUGUAGAUGGCAACAUCCGUUGUUUUGGGCGCAAAUGCAUCCAGACAUCAUUCAUUAUAUUGGCUUGCCUCUCAGUGUUGGCUUUUUCGGCAACGCUAGUUAUGUAUUUCACAUACAUGCGCUUUGUUCGAGCCACACGUGAGGAAAGGGAGCAGGUUCCUCGGGAGCAAAUGAUGGAUGUUACUCCUCUUUGUGUCGAUUAA